Aedes albopictus (Asian tiger mosquito) is the source of this 6999-nucleotide messenger RNA. Its product is annotated as pro-resilin. NCBI's taxonomy places the organism in Eukaryota, Metazoa, Arthropoda, Insecta, Diptera, Culicidae. The record is from RefSeq and is a predicted model, not a curated record. The transcript is spliced from 5 exons. Bases 197 to 1729 code for a protein of 510 amino acids.
AUCGCAUCCAAUCGUUGUCGCGCCGGGUAAAAGUGGUUACAAUCGAAGUAAAACGUUCCGUGCUACCGGCGUGAGGUGUUUGUGACCGGAAUCGAGUGUUGGUUUUGCUGAAUUCCCGAAAUCUUUUCGGCCCCCCCGAAGAUUCGGGUUUUACGACCGGUGAAAGGUUGAUCUCAGUUUUUACAACAGCAGAAUAAUGGAUAUGUCAGGCCCCCCGCGUGGUGGGUUCCGUGGGCGUGGAGGAUUUAGCGAUCGCGGUGGAUUCAGUGAUCGCGGUCGCGGCGGUUUUGGCGACCGAGGACGAGGCCGCGGAGGUCGUGGCGGUCCGAUGAUGGGUCGCAUGAUGGGUGGUCCCCCGAUGAUGCGUGGACGUGGUGGCAUGAUGCGUGGCGGCCCGCCCCGUGGCUUCGGUGGUCCGCCGCGAGGUGGCCCUCCGAUGUCCCGGGGUGGCCCAUACGGAGGUCGUCCACCGAUGGGAGUCGGUGGUGCUCCACGCAGCAGCUAUUCAUCAUCCGUAUCGAACGGUUCCGGUCCGCCGCCUUCGUCAACGACCGAGAAUGGGAACGACCCGAAAACGGCAGACACAACCAGUAGCAGCAGUACCAGCGCAUCCAAGACGGUACCGACUACCAGCGGAAGCACACCGACUUCGACGUCGAGCUCGGCAGCUCCGUCUACCGCACCGAAAAGUAGUGCCCCAGCAUCGUCACAGGUUCCUAGCUCUGAUUCGGGCCGGGCAACACCUCCGCAACCGAUCAAGACAGCCGACUCUAGUAGUCUUUCCCAUCCCAGAGAAUCGCAAGAUUCUUCAAUUCAAUCGACAGGUAGUUCCUAUCAUUCCUCGCGGGGCAUGGGAUACCGAGGCCGCGGAAGCUACCCUCCACGUGGAAGUUAUCCUCCUCGCGGUCGUGGCGGAUACGGAAGCAGCUACGACGGUCCACGGCCAUACCGUGGUGGUGGACUGGGCGGGCGUGGUCGUGGCGGCUAUGGCGGAAGUGGCGGUCCAGGCGGCUAUGGAGGCGCUCCAAGCUACAACAGUGGUUACAGUAAUGGUCCUCCUCCGUCGUACGGCCAAAUGGGCGGCGGAUACCAGCACAGCGGCUACAACCCUGGACCUCCGCCACGACAGCAGUUCGACACUCGGCAACCAUCAAACACGACCACAGUGACGCCGAUCAAGCGCGGUGGAAUGCCCGGAAGUGGCCCACCGGGUCCCAAGCGAGGCCGGUACGAUUCGGGUCCACCAAGCAGAUCGUAUCCUCCGAAGAGCAUGCCGCCACAUCACAGUUCCACAGCUCCGGUUUCCUCGUAUAGUGCACCUCCUUCCGCUAGUGCCCACGGAGGCUAUGCGGAACACAAUCAUCCGCCGGCCAGCAUGGACCAAUAUGGCACGCAUGGCGCAGCCACAGCCGGCGGCUACGGCACGACCGGUGCAUCUCAGAGUAGCUACGGCGCCAAUGGGUACGGCCAGAGCUCGUACGGUAGCGCGGCAAUGGCCUCGACGGGCUACGCUACCGGCACGGAGUAUGACGCUAGCCACUACGAUUACAGUACCGGAACAUACGACAGCCGGUAUCAGACCGGAUAUUCGCAAGAUUACAGUCAAUCGUAUGGCACCACCACGGAUUACAGCGCCGUGUCAACGGAAACCUAUCCCAGCCAGGCGUACGAUGACCGAUCAACGGGAUACGCCGGCUACGAUCGAAAGCGCCGGAACCCCGAAGGAUAGCGUUCGAAGGAACAUGUUGGCAGUACAUUGAGGACACCGCUUUCGCCGGUUGACGACACCCAUCGGUCGGAAUGUAGCAGACAGGGCGCAUUGAAACGCACACAAUGACGCUAUGCCGGUAUCGUUGCAGCUGAUUCACGCACACAUCUGUGCAAUUUUCGCCGCAUAGUAUUUUGCGAGUCAUCAACGACGCAUGAGGUAACAUGGUCCCUACCCUGGAUAGUAUCUCCAAUUGCAGAACCAAACCACUUUGAUUUCGGAUAUGUUUUAGAAAUUCGUUUUUUGCACCCCUCGAAAGAGGGGAAAAGUCAAAAGUCUUGCGGAUGUCUACAAAACUAGGUCGUUUUAGAAUAUUUGCCUUAAGCAUGAUACCAAACCACUCUAAUUUCGGAUAUGUUUUAGAAAUUCGUUUUUUACUCCCCUCGAUAGAGGGGGAAAGUCUAAUAUCUGUCUUAACAAACAAAAUGAUCCUUGCGGAUGUCUUCAAAACUAGGUCGUUUUAGAAUAUUUGCCUUAAGCAUGAUACCAAACCACUUUAAUUUCGGAUAUGUUUUAGAAAUUCGUUUUUUGAUCCCCUCGAGAGAGGGGAAAAGUCUUAUGUCUGUCUUAACAAUCAAAAAGAUCCUUGCGGAUGUCUUCAAAACUAGGUCGUUUUAGAAUAUUUGCCUUAAUUUUGAUACCAAACCACUCUAAUUUCGGAUAUGUUUUAGAAAUUCGUUUUUUGCACCCCUCAAAAGAGGGGAAAAGUCUUAAAAUUGUCUUAACAAACAAAAUGAUCCUUGCGGAUGUCUUCAAAACUAGGUCGUUUUAGAAUAUUUGCCUUAAGCAUGAUACCAAACCACUCUAAUUUCGGAUAUGUUUUAGAAAUUCGUUUUUUGAUCCCCUCGAAAGAGGGGAAAAGUCUUCAAAUUGUCCUAACAAACACAAUGAUCCUCGCGGAUGUCUUCAAAACUAGGUCGUUUUAGAAUAUUUGCCUUAAUUUUGAUACCAAACCACUCUAAUUUCGGAUAUGUUUUAGAAAUUCGUUUUUUGAUCCCCUCGAAAGAGGGGAAAAGUCUUAAAAUUGUCUUAACAAACACAAUGAUCCUCGCGGAUGUCUUCAAAACUAGGUCGUUUUAGAAUAUUUGCCUUAAAUUUGAUACCAAACCACUCUAAUUUCGGAUAUGUUUUAGAAAUUCGUUUUUUGAUCCCCUCGAAAGAGGGGAAAAGUCUUCAAAUUGUCCUAACAAACACAAUGAUCCUCGCGGAUGUCUUCAAAACUAGGUCGUUUUAGAAUAUUUGCCUUAAAUUUGAUACCAAACCACUCUAAUUUCGGAUAUGUUUUAGAAAUUCGUUUUUUGAUCCCCUCGAAAGAGGGGAAAAGUCUUCAAAUUGUCUUAACAAACAAAAUAAUCCUUGCUGAUGUCUUCAAAACUAGGUCGUUUUAGAAUAUUUGCCUUAAGCAAGAUACCAAAUCACUUUAAUUUCGGAUAUGUUUUAGAAAUUCGUUUUUUGAUCCCCUCGAAAGAGGGGAAAAGUCUUAAAAUUGUCCUAACAAACAAAAUGAUCCUCGCGGAUGUCUUCAAAACUAGGUCGUUUUAGAAUAUUUGCCUUAAGCUUGAUACCAAACCACUCUAAUUUCGGAUAUGUUUUAGAAAUUCGUUUUUUACUCCCCUCGAAAGAGGGGAAAAGUCUUAUGUCUGUCUUAACAAUCAAAAAUAUUCUUGCGGAUGUCUUCAAAACUAGGUCGUUUUAGAAUAUUUGCCUUAAAUUUGAUACCAAACCACUCUAAUUUCGGAUAUGUUUUAGAAAUUCGUUUUUUGAUCCCCUCGAAAGAGGGGAAAAGUCUUAAAAUUGUCUUAACAAACACAAUGAUCCUUGCGGAUGUCUUCAAAACUAGGUCGUUUUAGAAUAUUUGCCUUAAGAAUGAUACCAAACCACUCUAAUUUCGGAUAUGUUUUAGAAAUUCGUUUUUUGCUCCCCUCGAAAGAGGGGAAACGUCUAAUACCUGUCUAGAUUAACAAAAAGAUUCUUGCGGAUGUCUUCAAAACUAGGUCGUUUUAGAAUAUUUGCCCUAAAUUUGAUACCAAACCACUUUAAUUUCGGAUAUGUUUUAGAAAUUCGUUUUUUACUCCCCUCUAAAGAGGGGAAAAGUCUAAUGUCUGUCUAGAUUUACAAAAAGAUCCUUGCGGAUGUCUUCAAAACUAGGUCGUUUUAGAAUAUUUGCUUUAAGAAUGAUACCAAACCACUCUAAUUUCGGAUAUGUUUUAGAAAUUCGUUUUUUACUCCCCUCGAAAGAGGGGAAACGUAUUAUAUCUGUCUUAACAAACAAAAUGUUCCAUGUGGAUGUCUUCAAAACUAGGUCGUUUUAGAAUAUUUGCCUUAAAUUUGAUACCAAACCACUCUAAUUUCGGAUAUGUUUUAGAAAUUCGUUUUUUGCUCCCCUCGAAAGAGGGGAAAAGUCUAGUAUCUGUCUAGAUAAUCAAAAAGAUCCUUGCGGAUGUCUUCAAAACUAGGUCGUUUUAGAAUAUUUGCUUUAAGCAUGAUACCAAACCACUCUAAUUUCGGAUAUGUUUUAGAAAUUCGUUUUUUACUCCCCUCCAAAGAGGGGAAACGUCUAAUGUCUGUCUAGAUUUACAAAAAGAUUUUUGCGGAUGUCUUCAAAACUAGGUCGUUUUAGAAUAUUUGCCUUAAGAAUGAUACCAAACCACUUUAAUUUCGGAUAUGUUUUAGAAAUUCGUUUUUUGCUCCCCUCGAAAGAGGGGAAAAGUCUUAUGUCUGUUUUAACAAUCAAAAAGAUCCUUGCGGAUGUCUUCAAAACUAGGUCGUUUUAGAAUAUUUGCCUUAAGAAUGAUAUCAAACCACUCUAAUUUCGGAUAUGUUUUAGAAAUUCGUUUUUUACACCCCUCGAAAGAAGGGAAAAGUCUUAUGUCUGUCUCAACAAUCAAAAAGAUCCUUGCGGAUGUCUUCAAAACUAGGUCGUUUUAGAAUAUUUGCCUUAAGAAUGAUACCAAACCACUCUAAUUUCGGAUAUGUUUUAGAAAUUCGUUUUUUGCUCCCCUCGAAAGAGGGGAAAAGUCUAAUGUCUGUCUAAACAAACAAAAAGAUUCUUGCGGAUGUCUUCAAAACUAGGUCGUUUUAGAAUAUUUGCCUUAAGCAUGAUACCAAACCACUCUAAUUUCGGAUAUGUUUUAGAAAUUCGUUUUUUACUCCCCUCUAAAGAGGGGAAAAGUCUAAUGUCUGUCUAGAUUUACAAAAAGAUCCUUACGGAUGUCUUUAAAACUAGGUCGUUUUAGAAUAUUUGCCUUAAAUUUGAUACCAAACCACUCUAAUUUCGGAUAUGUUUUAGAAAUUCGUUUUUUACUCCCCUCGAAAGAGGGGAAAAGUCUUAUGUCUGUCUUAACAAUCAAAAAGAUCCUUGCGGAUGUCUUCAAAACUAGGUCGUUUUAGAAUAUUUGCCUUAAGCAUGAUACCAAACCACUCUAAUUUCGGAUAUGUUUUAGAAAUUCGUUUUUUACUCCCCUCGAAAGAGGGGAAACGUCUAAUGUCGUCUAGAUUUACAAAAAGAUUCUUGCGGAUGUCUUCAAAACUAGGUCGUUUUAGAAUAUUUGCCUUAAGAAUGAUACCAAACCACUUUAAUUUCGGAUAUGUUUUAGAAAUUCGUUUUUUGCUCCCCUCGAAAGAGGGGAAAAGUCUUAUGUCUGUCUUAACAAUCAAAAAGAUCCUUGCGGAUGUCUUCAAAACUAGGUCGUUUUAGAAUAUUUGCUUUAAGAAUGAUACCAAACCACUUUAAUUUCGGAUAUGUUUUAGAAAUUCGUUUUUUGCUCCCCUCGAAAGAGGGGAAACGUCUUAUGGCUGUCUAGAUUUACAAAAAGAUUCUUGCGGAUGUCUUCAAAACUAGGUCGUUUUAGAAUAUUUGCUCUAAAUUUGAUACCAAACCACUUAAUUUCGGAUAUGUUUUAGAAAUUCGUUUUUUGCUCCCCUCGAAAGAGGGGAAAAGUCUAAUGUCUGUCUAAACAAACAAAAAGAUUCUUGCGGAUGUCUUCAAAACUAGGUCGUUUUAGAAUAUUUGCCUUAAGCAUGAUACCAAACCACUCUAAUUUCGGAUAUGUUUUAGAAAUUCGUUUUUUGCUCCCCUCGAAAGAGGGGAAAAGUCUAGUAUCUUUCUAGAUUUACAAAAAGAUCCUUGCGGAUGUCUUCAAAACUAGGUCGUUUUAGAAUAUUUGCCCUAAAUUUGAUACCAACCCACUCUAAUUUCGGAUAUGUUUUAGAAAUUCGUUUUUUGCUCCCCUCGAAAGAGGGGAAACGUCUAAUGUUUGUCUAGAUUUACAAAAAGAUCCUUCAGGAUAUCUUCAAAACUAGGUCGUUUUAGAAUAUUUGCCUUAAGAAUGAUACCAAACCACUCUAAUUUCGGAUAUGUUUUAGAAAUUCGUUUUUUGCUCCCCUCGAAAGAGGGGAAAAGUCUAGUGUCUGUCUAGAUAAUCGAAAUGAUCCAUGCGGGUGUCUUCAAAACUAGGUCGUUUUAGAAUAUUUGCCCUAAAUUUGAUACCAAACCACUCUAAUUUCGGAUAUGUUUUAGAAAUUCGUUUUUUACUCCCCUCAAAAGAGGGAUUAGGUCCUGUCUUGGUCUGUUUGAGCAAGCCAAUAAAAACAAAGAAAUCCACUGUAAUUUCAAUAAUUUCAAUAACUUCUACAUCUACAUUGAAUCGUGCUAACUUUUAUUAAGUUGGCACUGUAAUUGCGGAUAUGUUUUAGAAAUUCGUUACCAUUGAAUACCUAACCACUGAAAUUUCGAAGAAAUUCUAUAGUUUAUCCUAGUUUGCAACUUGAAAAGGUCUUACCACUGAAAUUUCGAAGAAAUUCUAUAGUUUAUCCUAGUUUGCAACAUAAAAAAGGUCUUACCACUGAAAUUUCGAAGAAAUUCUAUAGUUUAUCCUAGUUUGCAACAUAAAAAGGUCUUACCACUGAAAUUUCGAAGAAAUUCUAUAGUUUAUCCUAGUUUGCGUCUAUCGAAGGUCUUACCACUGAAAUUUCGAAGAAAUUCUAUAGUUUAUCCUAGUUUACGUCUAUAAUAAAGGUCUCGCCACUGAAAUUUCGAAGAAAUUCUAUAGUUUAUCCUAGUUUGCGUCUUAAAAAAGGUCCUUCCACUGAAAUUUCGAAGAAAUUCUAUAGUUUAUCCUAGUUUGCGUCUUAAAUAGGUCUUACCACUGAAAUUUCGAAGAAAUUCUAUAGUUUAUCCUAGUUUAUACUGUAAACCAUGUACGAAAGCUGUUCAACUAGUUUUAAGUGUU